Molecule: messenger RNA, 1042 nt
Organism: Plasmodium cynomolgi strain B
Lineage: Eukaryota; Apicomplexa; Aconoidasida; Haemosporida; Plasmodiidae
Product: ATP-dependent Clp protease adaptor protein ClpS containing protein
Exons: 4
Coding region: 569-1042 (157 amino acids)
Biological process (GO): protein catabolic process
Source: RefSeq, a predicted model, not a curated record
GUAAAGAUCCAAAAGUAUAAAAAAAAAAAAGUACGCGAUUGUUAAAAAUGCCAAGUAGUUUAACCCUUGGAGGGUCGCAAAAUUUACACAAAGGCAGAAACAUUCAAAAUUAGGAGGAAUGAAAAAUGAAGAAGUGCAACUAUAUCAUGUCAGGAAGCGCAAAAUACAUGGAGAGGAAACUCGCGCACGAUAUGAUCAAUUUUUAAGAUAAGAAAAAUGCAACUGUAUUGGGCGCACAUGUAUAGCCCCCAAUUUGACAUUCAUUGUAGGGAUACAUCUUCCUCAUGAAAAAUAUAUACACUCACAACAUUGGUAAGAAACACAGGUACAGGUGAAAAGACCACCCACCCAAAAUUGUAGCCCGCAAAACGCACACAGGAAAAGCCAUUUUGUGUCCAACACAAUUAUGCCUCACUAUGAUGGAUGCCGAAAUGAAGAGAUCAUCAGCGCGUUUUCUUUAUCUGCAUGAGGAUGAAUUAAUAUUAGCACAAGAACUACAUGGUUGACACUUCUUCACUUUUUUUUUUAUUCAUUCUGACUGCUAACCAACGACUGGUGUGAAGAAAAAAUGUGUCAUUUUCAAAAAGCUUUUUUUUUCGCAUUACUCUGUAUUUUUUUAUGUAAGAGGAGUAUACAUUCGUGUAGCAAAAGAUACGCCACCCGACAGUGGAAGUUCAUUAGUGCAUCUGGCACAGUUGGGGAUCGUAGCAGCACCAGCAGAUGCGUCUUUAAGGCCCCCAAGCUGAAGGGAAGGAAAAAAUUUAUUCAGGCUCAGGAUAACGCCAACUUGGAAAAAAUAAAGAAACUUAGUUUCACCUACGUAACGGACAUUAUAGUAAAGGUAAUUGGGCAGAUAAGCAAGGCAAAGGCGCACACCAUCACGGUAGAGGCUCAUAGCACAGGUCAGGCUCUCAUUUUGUCAACUUGGAGAUCGCAAGCGGAAAGAUACUGUGAAGAACUGCAGAAAAACGGCCUUACCGUUUCGAUCAUUCAUGAGAGUCAGCUGAAGGAGAAGAAGAAAGGCCUCGACGCGGGCUCGUAA